This is a messenger RNA of Labeo rohita (rohu), 4256 nucleotides long. It is a transcript of the gene map7a, whose product is annotated as microtubule-associated protein 7a. Gene Ontology annotation, cellular component: microtubule cytoskeleton. Gene Ontology annotation, biological process: microtubule cytoskeleton organization. Lineage: Eukaryota; Metazoa; Chordata; Actinopteri; Cypriniformes; Cyprinidae. The record is from RefSeq and is a predicted model, not a curated record. The coding region runs from base 246 to 2099 and encodes 617 amino acids. The transcript has 16 exons.
AGUCUCUUUUGUUGUAUUGUGAAUAUCUCAUCCUUGCCGCAGCUGCUCGCACACGCAGUCAAUGUGACCGGCCGAUGCAAUGCAAAGACCUCUAUGUAUUUUUAAAGGGAAAUACACCUCCGAUAACCACAGGGCAGGCUAUUCCCUGUUAGAGAUGCACUGAUAAGCCGUUGGCUGAAGACUUGUGCACAGGGAACACAGAUGCUCUAUAUGUAUUAGACGGACACACACACACUCACUGUAAGAUGCCAGCUCAUCUGAGCCUGGCAGAGCAGGAACGGGAGUGGAGGAAGACGGGCAGGACGGCAGAGCCAGGUCUCGCUGCGAUUUCGGAGAAGGGACGGAUGAAGAUGUGCGACACUGCGAGGAAGCAGAGAGAUUCCAGAUCUGACGUGAAACCCACACCCCUGGAGCAAACAAGAAAAGCAUGUGCUCCACUUAACACUAAAUCAGCACAGAUUAAUAUCAACAAACGAAAUGGAAAUAACACAGAGUCAAAUGCGCUUAAAGUGGACGAGAGACUGCGACUGGCCCGGGAACGGAGAGAGGCGUACCAAAAACAGCUGGCGCUGCGCGAGCGCGGUUGGCUGGCGAGGGAAGAGCGGGCCAAGCAGUUCUAUGAGAAACACCUUGAGGAGCGACGAAAGAAGUUGGAGGAGCAACGAUGGAGAGAGGAAAAGAGGAGGAUGGCGGUCGAAGAGAAACGCAAACAGAAACUCAAAGAAGAAAGAGAGCGUUAUGAGUCUGUGGUAAAGAAGACCAUGGAGAAAAGUCAGAAGGCCAAACAGAAACCUGGCCACUGCUCACGAAGGAUCACCAAGAACGAAAACAAUAAUGCUAAACGCCGCUCUCUUAGUCAAUGGGAGAUCGACCUUGUCCGUCGGCUUCAGACUCCUACCGUCUCUUAUCUAGCCAGAAGCAGGAGCGCUGUGUGUCUGUCACGAGACACAGUUGUUCAUAUUUGUCGUCGUUCAGCCUCAUGUCAUACCAUGAACUCCAGCACCACACGAAAGCCCCAGGUGCUUGGUGGGAAAGUACCAAACAGGCCUGCAAGUGCAAGUCCAAAUGUUACCAUUCGCAGAACCACCAACAGAGAGCUGGUGGCAAAAGGCGAUUCAGAGGGACAGGACUUGAAAAAGCUGCAACUACAAAUAACAACAACAACAACAAACGAAAUCAAGCCCAAACAUGACACAAUCCCACCAGAGAAUACUGUCCUCCCAACAUCAUGGCUGCAGAACAGAUCACAUGUCAGACAAGCCACACUUAAACAAGACAGUCUGCCUCCGCUGCCAGAGGAGGAGGAUCUAGAAUCUGAGGAAACACUUGCUCAAUGUCUGCAAGAUAACCAACUUCAGUCGAAUCCAGCUACUAAUGGGCCUCCGAAUCCACGAGCAGGGUCUCAGAUUCCUAAUGGACCAAGUCAGAUUAGUAACGCAUCUCAAGUCAGACCUACUGCUUGGACAACAGACCCCGAAGAGGCCACUCGCCUGCUGACUGAGAAAAGGAGACAAGCCCGACUCCAGAGAGAGAAGGAAGAAGAAGAAUACAGACUGAAGGAGGAGUUAGAGAGAAAGAGCAGACAGGAACUGGUUCGUCGAAGAGCUGAAGAACGAGCCAGACAGGAGGCAGAGGCCCUGAGACUGGAGGAGGAGAAAAGGAAGAGAGAGGAAGAAGAGCGACUUAAGGCUGAAGAGGAGAACGCUCGCAGACAGAAAGAGGAGGAAAACAGGCUUCAACAGCAGAAAGAGCAAGAGGCUCGUCAGAGGGUGCUGGCAGAGCAGCAGAGACUGGAAAGAGAGAGUCGUUUCCAGAAAGAGGAGGCCGAACGCCAAGAAAGGAAAAAGCGCCUGGAAGAAAUCAUGAAAAGAACAAGAAAGCCUGACUCUGAUAACAAGAAAACUGCAUUAGCGAAGGACAACUUGCCUUGUGAGAACGUGAAGCCUGUAAUCAGGCUACCAGGUCCAGGAACACCAAAGCUGGAGCUGAGGGACGAGGAGGAUAUGCUUCCUACUGUGGCCUUCAAGGAGCGACGGUCCUUCCGCACACUUUCUGGCCUGGACGAGAUACAAGCCCAUCAGCAAACCGAGGUUAUUUAACCCACGGACCUGUCAUACGAUGCCAAGACCGUCAGAGCAACUUCAGCAAGCUUGUCUUUCUGAAAAACACAAAAACAACAUAUGCACUUGAUUUCCCUGCACUUUAAUGAAUCUGUAGUUUAAUAGUCACACUUCCUUCUACACAUUACAGUUCUCUACUGCCCAACUAAAAUACCUGAAUUACUGCUUGAUUUGCUAGAGUGACGUCAUGCAUCGCUCCGUAGUCAGAUAACCUUGGGUAUGUGGUAAGAUUCACAUAAUAAUAAUUGUAAUAAUAAUAAUACUUGAAUAAUACUUAAAGGGGUCAUCGGAGGCAAAGUUCACUUUUACAUGUUGUUUGAACAUUAAUGUGAGUUGGCACACAUCUACCCUAUAAUGAUAAAAAUCCAUGCAGUGGUUUUUAAUUAAUCCUUAAAAAUAAUAUGCCCUUUUUCAAAUCGAGUCAUUCUCAGAUGCCUGUCGGUGUGGCGUCACACCAACAGAGGCCACUCCCACGAUAGUUGAUUGACAUGAGCGUCUUACCUCAGACCCGCCUUACAUCAGCUGUAGCGGUCCGACAUCCAUUGUUUUGAUGCCGGAGCAGGGAUGUAAGUUAGACAAGAAUAUCUCCGAUUGAGUGAUUGAGGUGUUGUGUUGCUGGAUGUAAUAAUGAACGUAGUGGCCGUCAUUUACUCCCGAAAUCUGAGCUGCUGAAGAUGCAGUGGAUUAUGUUUGUUUGUGAAGGGAAUGCACCUCCUGAUCUACAUAAAUGCGCCUAUGUUCGCGCAAAUCAUUCGUGAUCCAGCUUCACUUAGAGCAGAAGUGAGUUUAAGGUUUUUUUUUAUGAAUCUCUGCAAUCUGCUUUCCUAAUAACGUGCUAGUUAGCAAGUUUCACGGCUAAACGCUAAAUGCAGCUAAAGUAAACAGGCUCGUCACUCCACAGAGAGAAGAAAGGGGCGGGGCAAGCAGAACUCAUUUGCAUUUAAAGGAGCAAUCCAUCAGAAUGGGUUGAUUUUUGCAGACGUCAUUUUGACAAGGUAAAAAUGGUGUUGUUUUACACUACCAUUGAGAAUUUUUAACCAAAGUAUAUUAUAAGCUUUUCAUUAAGACCCAAAGGAAUAAUAUCAACUUGUGGAACUAGGCAUCCGAUGACCCCUUUAAUGACUUAAAGAUAGACUACCCACCAAAUAAAACUUGAACGCUUCAUUUCUAAGCUUUAAUUUCAUCAUGUUUUGUAUUUAAGCCUUUAUGUUUAUGGUGUUAUGAAGAGAAAUGCUUUGAACAGUGAUGUAAUAGUCUUAUGGAUUUAUUAGGCUUUUUCAUAAAUAUACACAUGUAAACAGUAAUUCACCUGCACAAAUGCAUACUAUACAUUAUAGUUUAAAAGUUUAGGGUUGGUACGAUUUUUUUGUGUUUUUACUAAUUAACACUUUUAUUCAGCAAGAAUGCAUUACAAUGAUCGAAAGAGACAGCAGAGACUUAGGAUGGUUACAAAAAAGAUUUAAAAUAAAUGCUGUUCUUUUGAAUUUUCUAAUCAAAGGAUCCUAAAAAAAAUGUACUACAGUUGUCACAAAAAUAUAAGCAGUACAACUAUUUCCAAAAUUUAUAAUAAGACUAUUUUUUAAAAAUUAAACUAUUUUAAAUUGUAAUAAUUUCACUAUAUCAUUUUAUAUCAAAUAGAUGCAGCCUUAAUGAGCAUAAGAAAAAAAAAAUCUUACAAACCCUAAACUUUUGAAUGAUAAUAUCUGUGUAUUUAUUUAUAACCACAUAUCUGUGAUAGAAACCAUCCAUAUAAUGAAGAAUUUCUCUUUGCAAUGCCACCGUUUUGAUUCAUGAGGGUACACAUGUACACAGAGGUAAUUUUCCAUCUGUCCUUAUUGCUUACAAGUGCUUUUGCAACACAGUAUUAAACCAGACAGUUGAGCUCAUGAAUUUCCACAGCUUCUGUAGCUGGUUUUGCACUGCUGCUAUUUAGCUGUUCCAAAUAAAAACACCCACCCCUUUUCAUAAAUGAAAAUUUAUGAUUAUUACGUGCUCGUCUGCCUUAUAAACAUUACUAUAGUGUGCCGGUACCCUGCUGACUUUGUGCAAUGAUAGAGGCUUAUGCAAAUAUGGUGUAAAGAUGUAAACAGUUCAAUUCAUUUUUUAUUGGUGUAAGUAAAUAAGCUUCAAAAAACA